AGAAAUAGCAGUUUUAAUUUUUCUUUUUCUCCUUGAAGUCUUAAACAGCAGUUUUAUUAGAAAAACGGUGAAUGAAAUCCAGACAACUGCGCGCAGGUCCUAAAAAGAACUGAAAUUCAAGGAUCUGCGGGCGAGAGAGAAGUGGAAGAGCUCGAUCUGCCAAAUCUCCUGCAGCAUCUGCGAGUGUCGACUCCGAUCCAGAGGUCGGAGAAAUUCAAAUCUGAGACAUUCUGUAUAAGCCAGAUCGGGAAUCCUAAAUAAAAGAUUGAUUGAAGGGAAGCAAAAUGCUGCGCUUGAGGGCAUUCAGGCCGAGCAACGAUAAGAUAGUGAAGGUUCAGGUGCAUCCAACGCAUCCAUGGCUUGUUACUGCCGAUGACUCUGAUCGCGUAUCUGUUUGGAAUUGGGAACACCGCCAGAUAAUAUAUGAGCUAAAAGCCGGUGGUGUUGAUGAGAGGCGAUUGGUGGGAGCUAAGUUGGAGAAGCUUGCUGAGGGUGAAUCAGAUUCCAGAGGUAAACCCACAGAAGCAAUGAGGGGAGGCAGUGUCAAACAGGUUAACUUUUAUGAUGAUGAUGUCCGGUUUUGGCAACUCUGGCGUAAUCGAUCUGCAGCUGCUGAAUCUCCCUCUGCUGUAAAUAAUGUCACUUCAGCCUUUACUUCCCUGCCUCCAUCAACUAAAGGAAGGCACUUUCUUGUCAUUUGUUGUGAAAACAAAGCCAUUUUUUUGGACCUGGUUACAAUGCGUGGCCGUGAUGUACCCAAGCAAGAGCUUGACAACAAGUCACUUUUAUGUAUGGAGUUUCUCUGUAAAUCUACUGCCAGGGAUGGUCCUUUGGUUGCUUUUGGUGGAUCAGAUGGUGUCAUUAGAGUUCUUUCAAUGAUUACAUGGAAGCUUGUACGUAGAUAUACUGGAGGUCAUAAAGGAUCCAUUUCUUGUUUGAUGACUUUCAUGGCAACUUCUGGUGAGGCACUUCUCGUCUCAGGUGGUAGUGAUGGUUUACUUGUACUUUGGAGUGCGGACCAUGGUCAAGAUUCUCGAGAACUUGUACCCAAGCUAAGCUUAAAGGCACAUGAUGGUGGGGUCGUGGCUGUUGAGCUUUCCCGAGUAAUAGGAGGUUCUCCACAACUUAUUACCAUUGGUGCAGAUAAAACGUUAGCUAUAUGGGACACAAUUUCUUUCAAGGAGUUGCGGCGAAUAAAGCCUGUUCCCAAACUGGCUUGUCACAGUGUGGCCUCAUGGUGUCAUCCUCGAGCUCCAAACCUUGAUAUAUUAACUUGCGUCAAGGAUUCACAUAUAUGGGCUAUUGAACACCCCACCUAUUCAGUUCUCACAAGGCCAUUAUGUGAGCUUUCUUCACUCAUCCCUCCUCAUGUUCUUGCACCAAACAAGAAACUAAGAGUUUAUUGUAUGGUUGCACAUCCUUUGCAGCCUCACCUUGUUGCUACUGGAACCAAUAUUGGUAUUAUUGUUAGUGAGUUUGAUGCCACAUCCCUCCCAAGUGUAGCUCCUCUGCCAACACCAUCAGGAAAUAGGGAGCAUUCGGCUGUCUAUGUAGUUGAAAGGGAAUUGAAACUACUAAACUUUCAAUUGUCCAACACAGCAAAUGUAUCUCUCGGUAGCAAUGGUUCCUUGUCUGAAACAGGAAAGCACAGGGGAGACUCAGCUGAACCAUUGCAUGUCAAGCAGAUUAAGAAGCAUAUUAGUACACCUGUUCCACAUGAUUCAUAUUCUGUUCUUUCUGUGAGCAGUUCGGGAAAAUACCUCGCAAUUGUGUGGCCUGAUAUUCCUUACUUCUCUAUAUACAAGGUUAGUGAUUGGACCAUCGUAGAUUCAGGCAGUGCAAGACUUCUGGCUUGGGAUACAUGUCGUGAUAGAUUUGCUAUACUAGAAUCUGCAAUAGCUCCUAGAAUUCCUAUAAUUCCCAAGGGUGUUUCCUCAAGGAAAGCGAAAGAAGCAGCUGCAGCGGCAGCUCAAGCAGCAGCAGCAGCAGCUAGUGCUGCUUCUGCAGCCAGUGUGCAAGUUCGUAUCUUGCUUGAUGAUGGUACAUCAAAUAUCCUGAUGAGAUCUGUAGGAAGUCGUUCUGAACCGGUCAUUGGCUUGCAUGGGGGGGCACUGCUAGGUGUGGCCUAUAGAACAUCUCGGAGGAUUAGCGCUGUUGCAGCAACAGCUAUUUCCACAAUUCAAUCUAUGCCUCUGUCAGGAUUUGGAAGUAGUCCUGGUUCUUCAUUUAGUACGUUUGAUGAUGGAUUUUCUUCACAGAGAUCUCCUGCUGAGGCAGCCCCUCAAAACUUUCAGUUGUUUAGUUGGGAAACUUUUGAACCUGUGGGUGGUCUGCUUCCUCAGCCAGAAUGGACUGCAUGGGAUCAAACAGUUGAGUACUGUGCUUUUGCCUAUCAGCAGUAUAUUGUCAUAUCUUCUUUGAGGCCUCAAUAUCGAUAUCUAGGAGAUGUUGCAAUUCCGUAUGCUACGGGAGCUGUUUGGCAUCGUAGACAGCUUUUUGUGGCUACACCAACUACUAUUGAAUGUGUUUUUGUGGAUGCUGGAGUUGCAGCAAUUGAUAUAGAAACAAGAAGAAUGAAAGAAGAGAUGAGAUUGAAAGAGGCACAGGCAAGAGCAGUUGCUGAACAUGGAGACUUGGCCCUAAUCACAGUAGAAGGUCCCCAAAGUGCUACACAAGAGAGCAUAAAACUAAGGCCACCUAUGCUACAGGUGGUUCGUUUAGCUUCUUUUCAGCAUGUUCCUUCUGUGCCACCUUUCUUGACAUUGCCAAAGCAGACUAAAGUUGAUGAUGUUGAUUUGGCAAUGCCAAAGGAGAUAGAAGAGAAAAGGGUUAGUGAGAUAGCAGUUGGUGGCGGAGGGGUGUCUGUGGCAGUUACUCGUUUUCCUAGUGAGCAGAAACGACCUGUUGGGCCUCUAGUAGUGGUGGGCGUAAGAGAUGGAGUUCUUUGGCUUGUUGACAGAUAUAUGUGUGCACAUGCAUUAUCCUUGAGUCAUCCUGGUAUUCGUUGCCGGUGUCUUGCUGCUUAUGGAGAUGCUGUUAGUGCUGUUAAAUGGGCAAGUAGGCUUGGUAGAGAACAUCAUGACGAUUUGGCACAAUUUAUGCUGGGAAUGGGCUAUGCUACUGAAGCACUUCAUUUGCCUGGAAUAUCUAAGAGGUUGGAGUUUGAUUUAGCCAUGCAGAGCAAUGAUUUAAAAAGAGCACUUCAGUGCCUUCUUACAAUGAGCAACAGCAGGGAUGUAGGGCAAGAUGGUACUGGUCUUGGUUUGAGUGACAUUCUUAACUUAACAGCAAAAAAGGAAAAUCUCGUUGAAGCUGUUCAAGGAAUAGUGAAAUUUGCAAAGGAAUUCUUGGACCUCAUUGAUGCUGCAGAUGCCACUGCACAAGCUGACAUUGCUCGUGAAGCUCUCAAGAGGUUAGCUGCUGCUGGUUCUGUAAAAGGAGCUUUACAGGGUCAUGAGUUAAGAGGACUUGCUCUACGCCUUGCAAAUCAUGGCGAGUUGACAAGGCUGAGUGGCCUGGUAAACAACUUGACUUCAAUUGGCUUGGGACGUGAAGCAGCAUUUUCAGCUGCGGUUUUGGGAGACAAUGCUCUGAUGGAAAAGGCUUGGCAGGAUACAGGGAUGCUUGCGGAGGCUGUACUGCAUGCCCAUGCUCAUGGGCGACCUACACUUAAAAACUUGGUUCAAGCGUGGAACAAAAUGCUACAGAAGGAGGUUGAACAUGGCCCAUCUAUAAAGACAGAUGCUACAGCUGCCUUUUUGGCUUCCCUCGAGGAAUCCAAGCUUACAAGUUUGGCAGAUGCAGGGAAAAAACCACCGCUUGAAAUUCUUCCUCCAGGGAUGCCAUCUCUUUCUACUUUUAUUACUAGUCAGAAAAAGCCUGGUCCUGGUACACAAAGUUCCCAGCAGCAACCCAACAAACCAUUACAAUUAGAAGGACCGCCUGCUGUUAAUUCUGAAACAGCAACUGCGUCAACCACAGCCACUGCUACUGCUACAGUACCAGAAAGUGCACCUAGUUCUACACCAGAUGCAGAAAUUGCUUCACCCCUAUCAGAAGCGGGUGAACCCCAUGGUUCCGUUGAUAAAACCCCUAUGCCGUCCACAGGAAGUAAUCCAGAUUUAGUUGCUUCAGGAGAAAACACCACACCAACAUCUACGGAUAACACAGAAUCAAUAGAGGUACCCCCUCAAAAUCCAGAUAACCAUGGAUCACAAAUUCAAAAUUCCAUGCCCUUGAGUGAUGAUUUUGCUUGAACAUCAAGUUUGAGAUUCGUUAGUGUUGGAAUGAUGAUUCUUUUUAUCUUUAUAUGGAUUGAUUGCGGACAAUUACAGGGUCUAGCGAUACAAUAACAGAAUUUGGAUCAAGAGAUUAGUUUUACUUCAAGUUGAACCCUUAUCUGUAUAAUUUGUUGGUGAUGAAAUCUUAUAUAUGCUUAGAAAUGAUUUGUCUGGGAACUGUUUCAUUAUGGCAUUGUUAGUUGCAGAGUGUCUUCUUAUAAAGGCAACAUAUUGUCUUGAUCUGCUAGUGUUCAGGAUUUUCCAGUGUUACUAACAAAUUUUACCACAUUUUUCAGUUUUAGAGAGAUUUACUAUUUAGUUUCCA
Messenger RNA from Manihot esculenta (cassava), 4605 nucleotides. RefSeq lists its product as uncharacterized. Bases 285 to 4256 code for a protein of 1323 amino acids. The record is from RefSeq and is a predicted model, not a curated record. Lineage: Eukaryota; Viridiplantae; Streptophyta; Magnoliopsida; Malpighiales; Euphorbiaceae. Gene Ontology annotation, molecular function: protein binding. The transcript is spliced from 21 exons.